AUCACCUAUGAUUUUGAAAUUAAUUACCUAAUACCUGAAAACUUGAGGAGCUAGGCAUGACUAAACAUGCAGUGGAUAUGGCACUGAACUUAGUAUAAAUCCAUGUCAAUGAUUCUCCACUCCUGAAGCAAGCACAAGCGAGUGAAGAUUGGCAGACAAUGGCAAUACUAGGACUGGCUUUGGCUGCUUUCAUUCUUGCAGCAAAGGCAACAACAUUGGCAUCAGCUGCUUCACUUGUCACAUUUAUUUUUGGUGACUCAUUGACCGAAGUUGGAAACAACAAGUAUCUUCAAUAUUCUCUUGCAAGGUCUGAUUAUCCGUGGUAUGGGAUCGAUUUUCCGGGUGGAAGGGCAACAGGAAGGUUCACAAAUGGGAGGACUAUUGGUGAUAUAAUUUCUGCAAAACUUGGAAUUCCCUCACCACCACCUUUCCUUUCUUUGUCAAAGAAUGAUGAUGCAUUGCUUAGGGGGGUUAAUUAUGCAUCUGGUGGAGCAGGAAUUCUUAAUGACACAGGAUUAUAUUUUAUUCAGAAAUUAUCCUUUUACGAUCAGAUAGAGUGCUUUAAGAAGACUAAGGAAUCAAUCAGGGCUAAAAUAGGAGAAUAUGCUGCCAACAAACUUUGCAAUGAGGCCAUGUACUUCAUUGGACUUGGCAGUAAUGACUAUGUCAACAAUUAUUUACAGCCCUUUUUAGCAGAUGGUCAGCAGUACACACCUGAUGAGUUUGUGGAACUCCUGAUAUCUACACUGGACAAACAGCUUUCUAUGCUAUACCAACUGGGUGCCAGAAAGGUUGUCUUUCAUGGGCUUGGCCCCCUUGGCUGCAUUCCUUCUCAGAGGGUGAAAUCAAAGACAGGUCGAUGCUUAAAGAGAGUAAAUGAGUAUGUGUUAGAAUUCAACUCCAGAGUUAAGAAGCUGAUCGCCACUCUAAACCGACGAUUCCCAAAUGCAAAACUAACAUUUGCAGAUGCGUACGGAGAUGUUUUGGACUUGAUUGAUAAUCCCACUGCUUAUGGCCUCAAGAUCUCCAACACUUCAUGCUGCAACGUGGAUACCACCAUAGGUGGUUUAUGCUUGCCUAACUCAAAACUAUGCAGCAACCGGAAGGACUACGUGUUCUGGGAUGCAUUCCAUCCUUCUGAUGCAGCAAAUGCCAUACUAGCAGAAAAGUUAUUUUCCACCCUGUUCUCAGGCCCGCCAUCUGUGGCACCAACACCUUCUCAUUGAUUAAUACCUCUGAGAACACCAAAGUUGAAUCCAUGGAGCUGCGGCAAUCCCUGGAAAGCGAACAAGGGCUCACCUAUCUAUCAAUAUUACGUUUUUUUAUGAAGAGACAAACAUUAUAUUCCAUACAAAUGCUUGUACGAAUGAUUUCCAUUGUGAGAAAAUGUACUUCUGAGAACUAAUUCCAAUUAAAAAUUUGUUUGAAUAUUAAUAUAAUGUAUGAUAUUUUUUAUAAAAAUAUUUUUAAAUUAAAAAUAUAUCAA
Populus nigra (black poplar) is the source of this 1486-nucleotide messenger RNA. RefSeq names its product GDSL esterase/lipase At5g37690-like. Gene Ontology annotation, molecular function: hydrolase activity, acting on ester bonds. The transcript is spliced from 6 exons. The record is from RefSeq and is a predicted model, not a curated record. Lineage: Eukaryota; Viridiplantae; Streptophyta; Magnoliopsida; Malpighiales; Salicaceae. Bases 159 to 1226 code for a protein of 355 amino acids.